Suillus subaureus is the source of this 804-nucleotide messenger RNA. RefSeq lists its product as uncharacterized. The record is from RefSeq and is a predicted model, not a curated record. NCBI's taxonomy places the organism in Eukaryota, Fungi, Basidiomycota, Agaricomycetes, Boletales, Suillaceae. The transcript is spliced from 3 exons. Bases 1 to 804 code for a protein of 267 amino acids.
AUGACAAACACCCAGACUGUCAAAUUUGCGAGCGCUGAAUGGGCUUGUCCCAACAAGGCUGUCACUCCCCACACCCUUCACCACCUUGUUCUCAAUCUCAUGGGUGAGAAGUUGACUGAUUUUAAGAGCUCUCAUCAGCUUGUCCUGUCUGUUCAUGAUGCAUUGCUUGCCCAUCAGGAUGCAUAUGAAAACACAAAAAUAUUACAUCAAGACCUCAGCGUCGGGAAUAUCAUGAUCUUCCAAGGACAGGGCUUCCUCAUCGAUUGGGACUUAGCAAAGCUAGAUAUAUUUGUCAAUUGCAAACAGCUUGACAUUCUUGUCCUUGAACUGGCUCAGUUCUUCUCACAUCAGUACUCUGUCCUCCCCCUUGAGGCACAUAAGAAACUUGUGGAAUUGCAGCUCUCAUUGAAGGAAAUUUUGGAGGAAGUUGGGCCAGUGUGCAUGGCUGCACAGCAGAAGAUAAUCGAUGUCGCAAAAAGCUUGCUGUUGGAAUCUCCAGCUUACCAGAAGGAGAUGGGUAUGUGGGUCCUGCACUCACACAAGGCCAUCAUCAAUAUGUACAACAAGCACCUUGGGUCAUCUAACUGGCCUGAUAAUGAUGUGGCUGUCUGGCAAAAAACACAUCUGCUGGAAAAGCCAAGCGGACAUUGUUUAUAUACCAAGUCAGUAUGUCCCUCACAGGACAUGACACCCAUAUGGGUACAGAUCACACCAUCUGGCAAGAAGCAUAGGUUAGCUCCUGAGGAUGAUGUGGUAGCUGGCCUAGAUGAUGGCCUAGAUGACCUCAUGUCCUUUGGCUCAUGA